GCUGGCUGGACCGUCCGAGAUGAUGGCGGCGGAGCGGGGCGGCGAGCCCGGUUCGGCCGCGGCGGAUUACUCCAUGUUGGUGGUGGUCGGCAUGGUCGGGGCGCUGCGGGCCGACGGCCUCUUGGAGCGGCUCUUGCAGCAGAUCGAGUCGGGCGUUCGCCGCUGGCGCGUCCCGAUGAAGCUGGACGUUCUGGACCAGCAGCUGAAGCUCUUUGUGUCCCGACAUUCGGCCUUCGCGUCAGAGGAGGUUCCGGGUCAGCGGACGCUGCAGCACCGCGGUGACAUCCUGGACACGCAAGUGGUGCUGAAUCCAGCUCACGACCUGGUCUGCUCUGAGGUGCGGCGGCUGCUAUGCGAGCCUUCUCGACACAAACUUUUGGUAUUGGCCGGUCAGUGCGUGGAGGACAGCGGCGAUUUGGUGCUGCAGAAAGGCCUCUUCUCCUUCAGCGACUUGAUUGAGAUCUGCUCCGACGAAGAGGUGAGUCUCUCCCGGAGCUCGGCGGACCCCGCGACUCUCACCCUGGCCUGUCCGGACUCGGGCCUCUGGAGAGAGGCCUCGUCAGAGGAGCGCCGGCCAGGGGACUUCCUGAACGUCCGGAUCAACCCUCCCCCGCUCCUUCCGCAGAUGGAGGGUCUGCAAGAGUUCACGGAGUACCUCUCUGAGUCUCUGGAGCCCGAGUCGCCGUUCGAGCUCUUGGAACCUCCCACGACGGCGGGAUUCCUGAAACUCUCGCGGCCCUGCUGCUACAUCUUCCCCGGCGGUACGGGGGACUGCGCCUUCUUCGCCGUCAACGGUUUCAACGUCCUGGUCGACGGCGGCUCGGACCACCGCGCCUGCUUCUGGAAACUGGUCCGACACCUAGACCGAAUCGACUCCAUUCUGGUCACGCACGUCGGCGUGGACAAUCUACCCGGGGUGAACAGUCUGCUGCUGAGAAAAAUAGCCGAGCGGGACCGGGAUUUGGCCGAAGAGGAACGGGUCAAAAAUCUCAUUUCCCCGGAGAUCGGGGUGGUUUUUCUCAACGUCCCGGAAAGACCCAAAGUCGGCCCGGCGGAUUCCGGCGAGCUCCGCGCCGCCGACCAGGGCGCGCUGAUCUCCGAGAGCCUGCGGAAACUCUCCGUCGAGCCGCGGCCUUUGCGUCGCUCUAACGGGCCCUCCGUCGACCCGCUCGUCUUGUUCCACAAGAUGGGAGUCGGCCGUCUGGAGCUAUACCCUUUGAAUCCUGUCGCCGGCGGUAGAGAAUCGGAAGAGUCCUCGCGGGGUUCCGGCUCCGAGAGCUCCGAUCUUUCGCCAACGUGCCUGGCUUCCGUCUGCGCUUUGCUGGUUUGGCAUCCUUCCGACAGUCGGGAAAAGAUCGUCCGAGUCCUUUUCCCGGGAUCCACGCCGCAGGCCAAAAUCCUGGAUGGACUCGACAGACUCAAACAUUUGGAUUUCCUCAACGUUCCCGUGGCGAGCUCCGCGGAUCUGCUAACACCCGCGGAACAGAAGCCGGCCAAACCGUCCGAGGGUCGGGAAAACCUCAAGUCCGGAGAAGCGCGAGUCGUCUCCGCCUUCCAAAAGGACAAAAGCGGACGAGUUCCCGUGAAAAAACAGGAGGUUAAACUCAACCCGAAGGCGGCGGGGGAGCACGUGUCCAAAGAGAAAGAGCGAGAGGUCAAAUCCAAGCUCCUCAAGCCUUCCGAGAAGCUCCUUUUCAAAAAGAAAGAGGAGCGGGUGAUUGCCGCCGUUGCGAAGAGAGAAAGUCUGAGGCUAGAUGCUACCAAGACCAAGAAAGAAAACAAACCCGAAGCCAAAAAAGACAAAAAAAUGGCUCCGACACUUGCCAAGGACGUGAAGAAAGCGGGCGGAGCCUCGAUCGCCGACGUGAAAAAACAAGUCGGCGGGAAUCUAAACAAAGGGACGAAAGCUAAUGCGGAGAAGGACAAGCGGGUUUUCACAGCCAUAGACGACAACAGGAACAGCAUCAAAGAGACCUCCCGACUUCCAAAUUGGGCCGGCGUCAGGAAGAACCCCCACGCGACUCAAACCAGUCCGGAGACCCGGCCCGGUACGGACGUCUCCUUCGUGUCCUCAGAAGAUCCCGGAGUCGAAAGACAACUCGGUCCGGACGUGGACAGCUGUGAGCAGAAGAGUCCCGCCCGGGACGACUUUCAGAAUCAAGCAUCCACCAAAAAUAUUAGAAACAUUCCAGACUCUCCUUCGAUUCCCGCAAACAUGGAGGAUUUCCAUACGCUUUCCUCGGAGACUGCGGAAUCGCCGACGGAAUGCCGGUCCGACGGGCAUUACUCGGAUCAAGAUACGGAGCGGGACUCGACCCUGGCGCUUAACGGUCACGCGGACAUUCCUCACAAUGUGGAUCUGUGCUUGGUGUCGCCGUGCGAGUUCCGGCACUGCGCGGUCCGAGCGGCGGAGAACCUCGGACCGGACCGGCGUCCCUCCGCGGACGCUCCGUCGGCCCCGGUCGAGGACCCGCCCCGUUUAACUCCCCGGCCGGAAGCUGGCGCGGCAGACGCGGACCCCCCCGGCAAGAACCAAAGGCCUUCUGUUGGCAAGACCAAAAAAAUGCCAGCGGGAACCCUGCAAAGGGGGACUUGGGGAAGCCAGAACGGCAAAUCCAAGACCGUUAAACGCUCCCCGGCCCUCGAGAGGAAGGCGUCCGUCCGGAUCUCAUCGGCCGGAUCUCGAAGCGGGAGCGCCAAAGCAGCGUCCAAAGCGGCGGACGUCUCGCCCGUUCACGUGGACCUGGCCUACCUGCCGUCCGGGUCCGCCUCGUCCACCGUCGACUCGGAAUUGUUCCGACGCCUUCGCGCUUCCUACUACGUGGUGAGCGGCGAGGAGCGGGUUAAAGCGGCGGCCAUGAGGAGCAUCCUGGACGCCCUGCUGGACGGCAAGAGCGCCUGGCCGGACGCGCAGGUGACGCUCAUCCCGACGUUCGAUUCGGCGGCCAUGCACGAGUGGUACCGAGACAGCCGCGAGCGGCAGAGGCUGCUGUCCGUCACCGUUUUGGGGAGCAACAGCACCGUGGCCAUGCAGGAGGAAACCUUUCCCGCCUGCAAGGUGGAGUUCUGAGUCCGGCCGGAACGCACCCAAGCGAGCGAACCUUUAGCCCGGGGGUGUCAAAGCAAUUUCGCAAAGGGCCGCGCAACCCGUCAAGAGGACUGGUGUCUUACAAGUGCAAUCAGGUGCUUGUUGUUUCCCCCGACCCCUCAAUGGUUAAACUACCUGUGCUGGAUCAGUUCUAACAAUGACCAGGACCCACUGUGGCCCUCCCUCGAGGACCCUGGACAUGGGUCUGACUGCAGCCCAGAGCCAAGCGACAGCCGUUACAAACCACACCUGCUGAUGGUACGGUGCCGCCAACAAUUUGUUGACUAUGUGAAGUUCAAAUGGUUUUUACAACUAUAGGGGUAUCCAACUCCGUUCCUGGAGAGCCCCUACACAGCUUGUUUUCCAUAUCAACACACCAGACUCAAAUCAUCAGGAUCGUUAUCUGGCUCCUGCUGAUGAGCCGAUCAUUUGAUUCAGGUGUGUUAAAGGAGGGAGGAAGACAUGGAAAACAAGCUGGAUAGGGGCUCUUCAGAACUGGAGUUGGAUACCCCUGCCCUAACCCAAUUCCUUACCCUAACCCUAACCUGGAAACAGGGGCGUGCCUAAACAUAAUCAUAGCAUGUAUUGGACCAUGCCCAUAUUUGGCCACGUUUGUGUGAUUCUCUUUGAACAACCACAAUGGCUAUCUGUUAUCAGAAGCUGUGCUUAUGACUCACUGCUCUUACCAGUCAGGACCGUCUGUCAAGGUUUUAAUUUAAGAUGUUUUUCUGAUGAAAAAAUCCGUUUUGGCCCUUUCAACAGUAUAAAACACUUGCCUUACUUUUGCGAGAUCACAGCCCUUGUCUGUAUCACAUUUGUACCCAGAAUAUUCUGUUUAUAAAGCCUUCGAAGCAAACCCGAAAUUCAAAGAACACGCGAAGGACAAAGAGAGAAAAUAGCGUCCUUCAACAAUAACUUGAUUAUUGUAACCUUUGCUAUGUUUGGAAGCCGUUAAAGUUGUUCAAAUUGCUCCCAGUAUUGCAUGAUUUCCCUUUUGUCUACUUUCCACAUGUGAAAGUCAAUAUUUUGCUGAGUUUUUAGAUAAAAAGUGACUCAUCUUAGGUUGGCUACAACAGAGCCUGCCUGAGAAGUCUACUGCUUUAAGAUGGCGGCUGGUUACUAACGCCGCCGAGUUAUCAUUUUUCAUCGAGUUCUAUGUACAUGUGAUAUCUAUGAGACGUGACCAUGUGGGCCUACAACCCCUAGCAAAAAGUAUGGAAUCGCCAGUCUCGGACGAGCACUCGCUCAGACAUUUUAUCAUGUAGAACAAACUCAGAUAAAAAGCCAAUGCAGAUUCUUGACUCUUGACAAGGUGAUGAUGCUGGAACUUUGGUUUGGUGCUGUUCCAGUGAGAUUUACAAAGAUGACUGUCUGAAGAAAACAUCAAAAUUCCCUCAGUCCUUGAUGAUAUGGGGCUGCAUGUCGGGCAAAGGCACUGUAGUUAUCUUCAAUAAAUUCACAAGUUUACACAGAAAUUUCAGACAGCUUUCCUAUCCCUUCAAUUGAAAAUAUGUCAUUUUCCAAGAUGACAAUGCAUCAUGCCACAGAGCUUAAACUGUAAAAAAAUGGUCCACAGCAAGGCUCCGACCUGCUAGGAUGAUCCGGUAACUGCAAUCAAAGAGAGUUGGCACCGAAUUGAUGGAAAAUACUCAUCAAGUCCAUGCCUCAGAGACUGCAAGAUGUCAUAAAAGCCAGAGGUGGUCCUACUAAAUACUAGAGAUGUGUUUUGAUUGUUAUUUCUUUGUUUGUUUCUCAUGAUUCCAAUUUCUUUUCCUCAGAAUGGAGUGAUUCCGUCUAUAUUUCCCUGUACUUGCUCUAUAAAAGUAACAUUUACUGACUACAAAAUUGUUUUUUAUUCAUUUCUUUUAGUGUUUCUGAAUGCUAAAGAGUUGCACUUUUGAACUGGUGAUUCCAUACUUUUUGCUAGGGGUUGUAGAACCAAGUCCGCAAGGGGCCGGAUUGGAUCCCCUGGUUUUGACACCCUUCAACUACGUUAUUAUGACCCCCCCAAAAAAGUGCAAAUUGACGAGAAAUCUUCCUCUUUGCUCUUACCAUAAGUACAAGAGCACAUGAAGGCAAAAAAUGUGAAAUCAUUUGUUCCGACUGAAGUUUUGAUGCAUGAACACGCAAGUCCCAAUAUUUUCAGUGUCAACAAAAACAGUACAUCCCAUCAUCAUUUCAAUUUCAAGAAUACUGAUCGGAUGAAGGAAAUUUUCUCCAUGUAAAGGAAAAAUGGAGAGAAUUCAAGUUGUGUGUUUGAAGGCCUGACAUGAUAAGACGGUUUCCUUGCUAUUCUGUUGAUUCUUGAUUAAACAACAUUG
This is a messenger RNA of Corythoichthys intestinalis (scribbled pipefish), 5409 nucleotides long. RefSeq names its product microtubule-associated protein 1Sa (gene map1sa). Bases 20 to 3070 code for a protein of 1016 amino acids. Gene Ontology annotation, cellular component: microtubule associated complex; microtubule; dendrite. The transcript has 7 exons. The record is from RefSeq and is a predicted model, not a curated record. Gene Ontology annotation, molecular function: actin binding; microtubule binding. NCBI's taxonomy places the organism in Eukaryota, Metazoa, Chordata, Actinopteri, Syngnathiformes, Syngnathidae. Gene Ontology annotation, biological process: axonogenesis; regulation of microtubule depolymerization; dendrite development.